Molecule: messenger RNA, 1639 nt
Organism: Amblyraja radiata (thorny skate)
Lineage: Eukaryota; Metazoa; Chordata; Chondrichthyes; Rajiformes; Rajidae
Gene: unc93a
Product: unc-93 homolog A
Exons: 9
Coding region: 115-1509 (464 amino acids)
Source: RefSeq, a predicted model, not a curated record
AAAGUUUAUUGCGGGAUCUUUUCUAUCCAGUGGCUGCACAAUAGGGUCAUCGGGAAUUGCUCUGGUUUUAACUGCAGUGGGCUGAAGUCACUCGGGCCAUAACCAAUCGUCAGAAUGCUAAUUGAAAAAGAAACAAAGAAUAUCAUUGUUGUCAGCUUUGGAUUUUUACUGCUAUUCACUGCAUAUGGAGGACUUCAAACGGUCCAGAGCAGUCUAAAUAGUGAUGAAGGCCUGGGCCUGGCCUCACUAAGUGUCAUCUACGCAGCUCUUAUCAUCUCUUCAAUGUUUCUUCCACCUAUAAUGAUAAAAUAUUUUGGUUGUAAGUGGACCAUUGUUAUGUCCAUGUGCUGCUACGUUACAUUUUCAAUUGGCAAUUUUUAUCCCACAUGGUACACACUUAUUCCCACUGCAGUAAUUCUUGGACUGGGUGGAGCUCCACUUUGGUCUGCUAAAUGUACAUAUCUGACCAUUUGUGGCAACCGAUAUGCAGCGAAGUUCAAUAAGGUUUCAGAAAAUGUAGUAAAUCACUACUUUGGAAUUUUUUUCCUUAUAUUUCAAUCAUCUGCUGUUUGGGGAAAUCUAAUGUCUUCAUUAAUAUUCCAAUAUACUUCCAGUAACGGCAACAUCACUGCCGAGCAUUUAUCAUACUGUGGAGCUGCUAAUUGCCCAGCGUAUGAUUCAAUAAUCAAUGAAAAUGUAACACAAGCCAGCUAUUCAGCGUCCACAAUUUACCUUCUCUCAGGAAUUUAUACUGGUGUUGGCAUAAGUGGAGUGAUCUUUGUUGCCAUUUUUCUGGACCAGUUCGAUAAGAAAGAAGUGAAUGAGUUCAAAAAGCAGAAGAUAAAUAUGUGUACUCAUUUAGUGGCUACGUUAACACAUUUGAAGGAUAAACGGCAGAUUCUGCUCAUUGUCAUGACAAUGUACAGUGGGUUUGAACAGGGUUUCCUUGCCGGUGAUUAUACAAAGGCCUACAUCACCUGUGCACUUGGAAUACAAUAUGUUGGUUAUUGUAUGAUCUGCUUUGGUGCCUCUAACUCCAUUUUUUCUUUAACUUUUGGAAAAUUGGCAAAAUAUACUGGACGUAUUCCCCUGUUCUUCUUUGCAACCCUUGUUAAUUUGGCAUCAAUAAUUUCAUUGCUUUUAUGGAAACCACAUCCGGAUCAAUUACCAGUAUUUUUUGUGUUUCCUCUGCUGUGGGGAAUGGCUGAUGCUAUUUGGCAGACGCAGACAAACGCCCUCUAUGGAGUGUUAUUUCUGGAACACAAAGAAGCAGCAUUUGCCAACUAUCGGUUGUGGGAAUCUGUGGGAUUUGUUAUAGCAUUUGCUUAUGCAAACUUUAUCUGUAUAAAGAUCAAGUUGAUUAUCUUAUUGAUAGUCUUGUUAACAGGCAUGAUUUUGUAUGGUGUUGUGGAAUACCUUGAAUACUCAAAAGUGAGGCAGGAAAUUGAUGAGAAAGUUCAUGAAAGUGGAUCAGAAACACAUGCUAUUAUCUCUGAGACAAAGUUUUGACGGCAGAUUUUCAUUUAUUAUUUCAGAGGUUUCCACUAAUAACCAAAUAUCAGCAUUUUUUAAAAUCUGUAAUUUUGUAAGUUACUAAUUGUAAAUAUAUAUAUUUAAAAUAAAACUCUUGUAUUGACUA